This is a messenger RNA of Dalotia coriaria, 2824 nucleotides long. Its product is annotated as glycerophosphocholine phosphodiesterase GPCPD1-like. NCBI's taxonomy places the organism in Eukaryota, Metazoa, Arthropoda, Insecta, Coleoptera, Staphylinidae. Gene Ontology annotation, biological process: glycerophospholipid catabolic process. Gene Ontology annotation, molecular function: glycerophosphocholine phosphodiesterase activity; starch binding. The transcript has 4 exons. Bases 503 to 2683 code for a protein of 726 amino acids. The record is from RefSeq and is a predicted model, not a curated record.
AGUGCACACACGUUAUCAUUACAUAACGUGCACGUUUUUUUUUUUCAAAUUUACAAUCAUUAUUAAAUUCAGUGCGGCUACGUUAGGUAUUGCGCUGCGCACGCAAAUACCCACACGACGCAACGCCGUCCACUACCACAUGUGCACGAAUUCGACGCGCGUGCGGUGUGCUUGAACCACUUGAACCGACUUGAACGUUCUCUGAAGGUUUCACGCCACACACACGAGUUCAGUAUUUUCGUGGUCUAGCAGCCAGCGGGUCGCGGCUCGCGGUCGCUUGACUUCACGCAAGACUUUCUCCGUUCACAUGCGUCGCGCAAUGUUGUUGUUAUCAGUGCUGUGACGUGACGCCAAACACCAACGAUCGAGCGAAUCACGUAAUUAGUACCUAAACUCGCACAAUUUAAUUGAACAUAAUAUAAUAAUGCGCUCAAUCAGCUGACAAAUUGCUUACACUUUUUACUUGUCAUUUAGUAGACAAAUACAAAUACAUCUAGUCAUAAUGCAGAAGUGGUUCUUUCUUGAGGAUCCGGAGAACGAUGCGAUUCGACGCGGAGCUGCCGAUGCCCAUACGAAAUCCAUCGCGUCAUUGGUACCAGAAUAUCGACCACGCCGUUGGUUAUUCCGUGUGAGAGUGCCAGACCUCGCCGCAGGCCUACAAGUAUGCGUCUCUGGAUCGGUACAAGAUCUUGGCUGCUGGCAGCCAGAACACGCGGUGCUGUUGAAUCGUGAAGACGCAGAGGAUGACAUAUGGUCUGCGGUUAUAAGUAUCCCUGAUAAAGUACAAAUUCAAUAUCGAUAUUGCGUGUGCGUGGUCGUCGAGGCAGGCAUUCAGGUAAUCGUUCGUAAUUGGGAGACGAACAUCGAGCCACGUACGAUUCAAGCGGAUCAAGUCUCGCCUAACCUCAAGGAUGUGCCUGUAACUUAUGGUGACUUCAUUAAUGAAGUCAGGGUGGAUCGAGGAUGGCUCAACAAGGAGACAACAGUACAAUUGAAACUCAGCAAGGAUUCGAUCAAAAUCUGGCGGCCAAAGUAUGCGAAUCGGAGUGUUUUUAUGAAGGUUACUCCUGUUAGUCUACAGCAAGGUAAUUCAAACUUUCCAAAGACCAUGUCCGAAGCCUUGGAGGAGUCUUUAUCCACAGAUACACAAGAUAUUAUUGAGUUACCCAAGCAUGCAUUCACUGAAGUCUCAUCUCUAGCUUCUGAUGAUUCAGGAUUUACUCCUCAGACUCAAUUCGGAAAGGAGGUUAAAGAUGAUGAAAUGGUUGUCUUUCAAUGUACGGUUUUAUUCCCUGCAUCCACAGCAUUCUUAUUGGAUUUUUUCAUCUAUAGCUCGCGAAAUUCCGAAGGUGAACCUCCGUAUCACGCAGGUUUUAGUUAUUUACUACCUAGUGCUCUACGCGGGUCCGAAGGUAACGUCGUCGUGCCGAUUACAAGCACAAAACAACGCCCGCUCGGCGAGCUGAUAAUGGAUUACAUUGUUAUUAAACCGAUGCCGAAUGUCAAGUGCAACAUGAGUUUGACUUAUGCAAGACAUUGGAAACAAACGCGCAGCGGGUUGGAUGUUGGGCAUCGUGGCGCAGGGAAUAGUUUCAAGGAGGAUAUGAAGAAUUGCGCGGAGGUUAGGGAGAAUACCAUCGCUAGUUUGAAGACUGCGAUUGAUCACGGCGCUGAUUUUGUCGAGUUUGAUGUGCAGCUGAGUAAGGAUUUGAUUCCGAUUAUUUAUCACGACUUUCACGUGUGUAUUUCGAUGAAGAAGAAGAAGACAAUCAAUGAUAUGGAUAUGCUGGAAAUUCCCAUCAAGGAUUUAACGUUUGAACAGCUAAAACUCUUGAAGGUUUAUCAUUUGACUGAAGGCAAAUCGAAAAACCCACGAUUCUUUGAUGAAGAACUCGAAGAACACCAACCUUUCCCGUCGCUCCAGCAAGCUUUUGAAGUGCUUAACCCCCAUGUGGGUUUUAAUAUUGAAAUAAAAUGGACGAUGCAACGUUUAGAUGACUCCUAUGAGUUGUAUCAUCCGACAGACCUCAAUUUGUAUCUGGACACCAUUUUGGAAGUUGUGCUGCGUCAUGCUGGCGAACGUAGGGUUAUUUUCUCCUGUUUUAAUCCGGAUAUAUGCGCGAUGAUCCGUAUGAAGCAGAAUAAGUAUCCUGUGAUGUUCCUCACGCAAGGUGAGACCGCAAAAUGGCCGAAGUAUAAAGAUCCGCGUUGUUGGAACAUUCGCAACGCUGUUCAACACGCCAACAUGACAGAAAUACUCGGUGUUAAUGUACAUACAGAGGAUAUACUUCGAGAUCCAUCUUUUGUAAACAUGGCGCGCGAAGCAAAUUUAGUGAUUUUCUGCUGGGGAGAUGAGAAUGCCGAUCCAACCACAUUGAAAUACCUCAAGGAGCUUGGAAUGCACGGCGUUAUCUACGACAAAAUUGAUCAGUACAACGGCAAAGAGGUGAAAGAGAGUAUAUUUUUGGUGGAGGCGCGCGAGUCGCAAAAGGACCUCCUACGGUUGGCGGCGGCGAACGCUGAAUCGCCGACGUCACCGCCUGCGAGGGAAAUUAUCAGAGAGCGUGUCUUGGAUGUGGACCGAGCGCGCGGUUGCCUCGAGGAUGUGUCGACGGCGACGACACUCAAAAGUUUGGAGAGUUCGAUUGAGAGCUUGAAUGGCUCCAAUGGCGCCGCGCAUUGAGAGCGCAAUUGUGAUUCGUAAUUUAUUUUCCUAACCUCAAUUCAACCUCAUCCGAUCUUUAUUAGGAAAAUUAACUAACAUGUUUUUUGUAUGAUUUUGAUAUUACUUUAGUUAGUGUGAAGAUAAAUUAUGUUUGGUGGA